This is a messenger RNA of Carlito syrichta (Philippine tarsier), 2611 nucleotides long. RefSeq names its product cadherin 13 (gene CDH13). Gene Ontology annotation, biological process: homophilic cell-cell adhesion; cell-cell junction assembly; adherens junction organization. The annotation marks the transcript as partial. Gene Ontology annotation, molecular function: cadherin binding; calcium ion binding. NCBI's taxonomy places the organism in Eukaryota, Metazoa, Chordata, Mammalia, Primates, Tarsiidae. Gene Ontology annotation, cellular component: plasma membrane; catenin complex; adherens junction. The transcript is spliced from 6 exons. The record is from RefSeq and is a predicted model, not a curated record.
UUUCAAGCCACAGUUGAGGAAGGAGUUGUGGGAGUUAUUGUCAACUUGACAGUUGAAGACAAGGACGAUCCCACCACGGGUGCAUGGAGGGCCGCCUACACCAUCAUUAAUGGAAACCCAGGGCAGAGUUUUGAAAUCCACACCAACCCACAGACCAACGAGGGGAUGCUUUCCGUUGUCAAACCUCUGGACUAUGAGAUUUCCGCCUUUCACACCCUGCUGAUCAAAGUGGAAAACGAGGACCCACUGGUCCCCGACGUCUCCUACGGCCCCAGCUCCACAGCGACCGUCCACAUCACUGUCCUGGAUGUCAACGAGGGUCCAGUCUUCUACCCAGACCCCAUGAUGGUGACCCGGCGGGAGAACAUCUCUGUGGGCAGUGUGCUGUUGACUGUGAACGCCACAGACCCCGACUCCCUGCAGCAUCAAACCAUCAGGUAUUCUGUUUACAAGGACCCAGCAGGUUGGCUGAAUAUUAACCCCAUCAAUGGAACUGUGGACACCACAGCUGUGCUGGACCGCGAAUCCCCAUUCGUCCACAACAGCGUGUACACUGCCCUCUUCCUGGCCAUUGAUAGUGGCAACCCCCCCGCGACGGGCACUGGAACCUUGCUAAUCACACUGGAGGAUGUGAACGACAAUGCCCCCUUCAUCUAUCCCACAGUUGCUGAAGUCUGUGAUGAUGCCAAAAACCUCAGUGUCGUCAUUUUGGGGGCAUCUGAUAAGGAUCUUCACCCAAAUACAGAUCCUUUCAAAUUUGAAAUCCACAAGCAAACAGUUCCUGAUAAAGUCUGGAAGAUCUCCAAGAUCAACAAUACACACGCCCUGGUCAGCCUUCUUCAAAAUCUGAACAAAGCCAACUACAACCUGCCCAUCGUGGUGACAGAUUCAGGGAAACCACCCAUGACGAACAUCACAGAUCUCAGGGUACAGGUGUGCUCCUGCAGGAACUCCAGAGUGGACUGCAACGCUGCAGGGGCCCUGCACCUCAGCGUGCCCUCACUCUUGCUCCUCUGCCUCUUCAGUUUAGCCUGUCUGUGAGAACGCCUGACAUCUGAAGCUUGGACUCUCAAGUUUCCAUAGCAACAGGAAAAAGAAAAAAAAAAUCUAUCCAAAUCUGAAGAUUGCAGUUUACAGCUAUCGCACUUCACAACUAGGCCUCAAUUGUUCCAGAUUUUUGUUUCCUUUGCAAUUUCACUUAGUCCGUACUUCCUCAUUUUGACAGCAUCUUCCUUCCUCCUUUAAUUAAUGGAAUCCUCUGAAUUUUCCCUGAAUGUUUAAAGAUCAUGACAUAUAACGCGACCUUCCAGGAGCAGGAACAAUGACUACUUUUUCUGAUGUGUUGACAUGUUGCUAGCCAGUGCGCCACGCAUCCAGCUUUGUCUGUGGGGUAGUAUUUGUAUAUGUAUGAGUAUCUGUAUGUGUAUAUACACAGUAUUUAUAUAGAGACACUAGCCAGGAGGAGCCUUGUUUGGAUGUCAUCCUUCCUUGCAAGGUUAAACAAGGAGUGGGGGAUGCUAAACCCGCUGAACCCUCCAGGGCCUCAGCAUCAAGUUCAGCAUGAGGACAGGCCACAGAGUUGUCGCUUGUGCUCUGAAGUUACUCCUCCACCAUCCCAUUUGGUCUGAAUGCUGCCACAGCCAGCCAGGCAGGUCCACAGAGAGGGAGAGCAGAGAAAGUUGGCCUUGCUGUUUACUUAGCAUGAGGACUACAAGCAAUUUCCACUGCCACCCUAUGCCGUGACCCUAAGCCAUGGUAGUGAGGAACUAAGUAGGGAAUUUCACCAUCAAAGGCCAAGGAAAGGGCUGACACACUCUUUCACGGGCAUCAAUCUGCAUUUGUAUGUGUCCUGAAUUCACUGUCCCGCUGGUUCUUACGGGGACAGAGGCCGUGGUGGGGAAUCUCUCCCUCCUCAGUUUAUGUCUGGUUGCACAUGUCACCAUGAAGGUCACACACGACAUGAAGAGACCCUACAGGUACCAUCUUUAUACACAUAUAUACCCACAUGUACAGACACAUAUAUGCACAUACACUCCGUUUGUUUCAUAUAUCAUGCAUAAAAUAGAGUAAAUACAGGUAGUUUUAAAAGUACCCUUUUGUGUGAAUCGACUACCGUUGUUUGCAAACCUGAAAAUAAAAGAUGUUCAUUAUGUAUGAAAAGUAACUGAUUUUUAUUCUGUGAGCAUGUGAAAGAGGAAAGUUAGUGCUUAUACUAAGAUGAUCUUCUUGUUGAUAAACCGUAAAUGAAUCAUCAAAGCUCACACCAAAUUUUUCUAUCAAAUAAAACUAGUGACAGCCUGUGGCUUUUUAUUAGCACUCGCCACAAACUAGGGUAAGGUAAGUGUCUUAGCAUAUUUUAAUGCAGUUGCUUACUAAAGGUUUUAACCACGCGCGCGCACACGCUUUCUUAUGCAAUCUACGUUAGCACCUGUGCUUUUCAGUUAGCUUUCUGUAGGAACUAGAAGUCAUAUGUUGUCUUUGUUGUAGUGAAGUUAUGCAGAAAGAGUUCCAUAUAUUGUAUUUGUUUCAAUAGUAAAUCUUUUUGGAGCAUAAAGAAUGCAGAGACUUUUUUUUUCCAUUAAAAUAAAUGGGUAUCGGUGGUUAAAAUUGC